Messenger RNA from Teleopsis dalmanni, 610 nucleotides. RefSeq lists its product as uncharacterized. The transcript has a single exon. Lineage: Eukaryota; Metazoa; Arthropoda; Insecta; Diptera; Diopsidae. Gene Ontology annotation, biological process: positive regulation of voltage-gated potassium channel activity; sleep; regulation of synaptic transmission, cholinergic. The record is from RefSeq and is a predicted model, not a curated record. The coding region runs from base 105 to 527 and encodes 140 amino acids.
UAAAUUUAUAUUAUUUAUUGUUGUUUUACUGCAUUUGUUGUUGUUGUUGUUGCUGUUGUAAUAUAGUAAUAUAUAUAAGUAAUAUAGUGCAUGUAAAUGAUAAAAUGUUGUUAUUGCAAAGCCUAAUUGUUGUUGCUGCCUUAAGUGCUGCUAGCGCAAUAAAUUGUUACGUUUGCGACGCUUCUGACACAACAAACCCUUUUCAGUGCGGUGAGUGGUUCGAGCGCUUCGAUGAACCCGAUUUGCAACCGAGCAACUGUUCGAAUGUGCACGACGCCAAGUUUUGUAUUAAACAUGUUGGACGUUUCGAAGGUGGAAUCGGUGCUAAACGCUUCUGUUCUUCGAAAGAUUUGGGCAAUUACUGCGAUUACGUACGCAACAAAGGUGAUCGCAUGGACUACAGAUCGUGUAUCUACACAUGCAGCUCCGACGGUUGCAACAGCGCAACAGACUUAAAGGCUAAUUUGUUGCAACUGGUCGCGGCUACUGCAGCGGCAUUGAUCGCUAUUAAAAUUUCGAGGUUAUAGACGUCUGUGUGUUAACGUCUUUGUGUUAGUUUAUUUUGAAAGUUAGAAGUCGAGAGUUAUAGAUAUAUACAAUUUUAUAUAGA